CGUAUAACUCUCAACUGCAUCGAUUGCAUCCGAGACCGCUUGCAACUAUCAGUUUCUCUCCCUACCGCAGGACGAACAAGCGCAGUAUUGAAGCCGUAACCCAGUAUUCAACUCUAUAAAGGUAGAUACCCACUCCGAUUCCCAUCCUGGUGAUGUUUCUCGGGGCUAUAAUCCGAAGGCUGAGAGAACGUGUGCUGGAGAGGCGGAGGGGAUGGAUGCUUAUCCGGCUCUCCCUCGUAUCCGCAGAUCUUUCGCCAUUAUAUUGCGCUUAUAACACGCUAUUCCAACCGAGUGUUGAUUACAGUGUUUGGUGUUCAUUGUUUAACAUCGAACUGCUGCGUCCCAUCCUUUCCUGUCCUUUUGGGGCUGACUUACGAUGCCCCUGUCGCAGAUUCUAUAGAGAUUCGUUCCCACAACUCGAGGAUGCAGGGAAGAAUCAAGAUGAACAUACAUCGCGACACUCGAAAUGCGGAUUUUCAUCUCGUUCGGGCCAUUCUCUUUCUUUCCUCGGGUUUCUUUUGCGAACGAUUUCGUUGAGAACGAGAACGGCUGACCAGAUUUGGAAGCUCGUUCGACUGGGUCGUCUGGAAGCGUACCACCUCCAGCACUCCUCCAAAUGUCGUACCAGUCUCUUCACGUUGCCUACUGCAUAUUACAGAGGAUAGUGCACCCGGGUUACUAAUACUCAAAGCUAUUAGUGCCCGUGCUUCACUCUUCCUUGCACGGCGGUCUUGUACCUCCAGUUCGAGUGCUACAUGCAACCAUGACAUCCACUCGCAUGCUGACAAGUGUCGAUGCUUGUAAGUGUACUCCCGCCCGCCAACAGGGUACGCAG
Molecule: messenger RNA, 835 nt
Organism: Desarmillaria tabescens
Lineage: Eukaryota; Fungi; Basidiomycota; Agaricomycetes; Agaricales; Physalacriaceae
Exons: 4
Coding region: 153-665 (170 amino acids)
Source: RefSeq, a predicted model, not a curated record